Messenger RNA from Fraxinus pennsylvanica, 648 nucleotides. NCBI's taxonomy places the organism in Eukaryota, Viridiplantae, Streptophyta, Magnoliopsida, Lamiales, Oleaceae. The record is from the annotation of a GenBank genome assembly.
AUGGCGACUCUCUUGAAAUGCUACAAGCCCUUAAUUCCACUCAUUCACCGCCAAACUUUCAAAGUGAAAUUGCUUUCCUCCAGAACCAAUUUUCGAUUCUGCACUCUCUCUUCAAUCAACUGCAGUAAUAACUCUCUCCCUCUGACCAGUAAUCGGGAGAGAAUUAUCACAAUUAAUGAUGAUGAUGAUGGUAAUGACAUACCGAUGAAGAAAAAGGAUUUGUGGUUGUACAAUACUAUGAGCAGGCUAAAGGAAUUGUUUAAGCCAAAGGUUGCAGCCAAAGUGGGCAUGUAUAUGUAUGGCGUCACAACCUAUGAUCUUAGCCAUAUUGGGCAUGCCCGCGUUUACGUUUCUUUCGAUGUAAUGUACAGAUACCUCGAGUAUGUGGGAUAUGAAGUCAACUAUGUUCGCAAUUUCACUGAUGUUGAUGACAAGAUUAUUGCCAGAGCAAAUGAGUUGGGGGAGGAUCCAAUAAAUUUAAGCAGACGAUAUUGUGAAGAGUUUCAUUGUGAUAUGGCAUAUCUUCAUUGUCUUCCUCCUUCAAUGGAACCUCGAGUGUCUGAUCACAUUCCAGAAAUCAUUGAGAUGAUUAAGCAGAUACUUGAUAAUGGGUGCAAAGCUGUGCUGCGUGCCACAAGAGCAAUGUAA